AUGCCGACGCUGGAGGAUCUGGCGGCGCUUUGGGACGUUCCUUGCAAGGGCGCGAAGGAGCAGCUGAAGAGUGACGAGGGCGUAGCGGUGGUUGAGCGACAGGAAACCGCUUCCAAGAGCAAUUCAGCCACUGUUGCACGCUACCUUAGCCAAAAGCGGAAGCUCUCUUCGAAGAGGCGGAUGCUGCGGGAAUUCCUCUCAGACAGCGAGGAUUCGGAUGCGGACGAAUCCGUUUCCCCGCGCGACACCGAAAGAAUUCUGCGCCGCUUUCCGGAGGAGCAGGAGCUGAGCGAGGACAGCGACAGCGAGGACAGCGACAGCGAUUCCCGUCCGCCCAAGAAGCAGGCCUUGAGCGCCGAAGCACAGGUGCGCGAGCGGAGCCUGCUCUCCGACAGCGACGAUUCGGACGCGGACGAGUCCGAUUCCCCGCUCGGCACCAGCACAGGGCUUCUGCUCUGCUUCUGGUGA
Penaeus monodon (black tiger shrimp) is the source of this 468-nucleotide messenger RNA. RefSeq names its product zinc finger CCHC domain-containing protein 10-like. The coding region runs from base 1 to 468 and encodes 155 amino acids. NCBI's taxonomy places the organism in Eukaryota, Metazoa, Arthropoda, Malacostraca, Decapoda, Penaeidae. The transcript has 2 exons. The record is from RefSeq and is a predicted model, not a curated record.